AUGAAAGAGACACAGGCAAAGCUGACACCCCCAGGAACCAAGACAAUGCAGCAAGAAACACCAACACAGCUCCCAGACCAGAUGUCACCCAGUAGGCAGAGCUGCCCCCAGCCUGGGUCUGCCCUCAAUCCUCCAUGUGAGGCAGAGACACAACUCCCUGAGCCCCAGCAUGAAGCUGCCACAUCCCAGGAGGCCCUUGAGCAGCAGGCAACCAAGGAGAAGCCAGAGCGCCGCCAAGUCCCCCGCUUUCGGGCUGUGGUAGAGAGCCGUGCCUUCAAGAACAUCCUGGUGGAUGAGAUGGACAUGAUGAUGUCUCGUGCAGCCACCCUCAUCCAAGCCAACUGGAGAGGCUACCAACUCCGGCAGAAGCUAAUCUCCCAGAUGAUGGCGGCCAAGGCCAUCCAGGAGGCCUGGCGGCGCUUCAGCACCAAGCGCAUCCUCCACUUAGGCAAAGGGCCAAAGAAAGAAGUGGAAGAUGACAGGGACAUCCCUUACCAUCCUCCCCAGCAGGUGCGGUUCCAGCAGCAGCUUCCAGAAGGGCAGAAGCCCUUCUCACAGAGCCUGCCCCAGACCAUCAUGGUUAACAAGGAGACCCAGUUCCCUUCCUCAGACAGUCUGGUUCCCUGCACCUCCCAGCAGGCCAUGCAGAAGUCCCUGGCAGUCCCAGGUCCCCUGGAGCCCAGCAUGGCCUCUUCAUACAUGCUUGGAACCCCCAACAUUGCUUUCUUUCCACACCAGACUGUAGCCAUAAGGCUCCCAUGUCCAAUGCACAUAGACAACAAACGCCAGCACCCCUGCAUGUUGACAAAGACCAUUAGGAGCUCCUGCCUGGUUCACAUAGAGGGGGACAUGGUGAAGGACAGACAUCUGACCACCAGACCCCACAAGGCAGGGACCAUGGAGCCAGCACUGUCUGGAACGUGUGACCAAGUGGGGAGUGGAUCCCUCAAGACUCAGACCCAGGCCCAUGUAGAAGCAGAGGCCUCCAGACCCCCAGCGCAGGUGUGCCUGGUGCCCAUGAUGGCCCUGACCCCACCCCAGACACGCAAAGCAGUUGUGACAACAAAGAUCCCAUCUCAGACAUGCCCGGCCACUGUCAUAACCAAAAUCCCACCCCAGACAUGCACAGUCAGCAUGAAGACCAAGAUCCCACCCCAGGCAUGUAUGAUGCCCCCAACAACCAAGACCUCAUCUCAGGCACGCCCAGCAGCUGCCAUGGCCUACAUCCCACCCCAGACACAUCCAGCAGCUACAACCACCAAGACCCCACCCCAGACACGUCCAGCUUGCACGAUGACCAAGACCCCACCCCAGAUAUGCUCGGUUGCGGCCAUGGCCAGGAUCCCAUCUCAGACAUAUCCAAUGGCCAAGACUCCACCUCAGGCACGCCUGGCCACCAUGAUCACCAGGACCCCGGCUCAGAUUCGCUCAGUAGCCACCCUCCUCAAGACCUUCUGCCUGUCCCCAGCAACUACUGGAAAUCUGAAGGCGCCACCUGAAGCCAGUGUAGCAAGUGAGAUGCCUAAGUCUUUAUCCCAUGAGCAUCAGAAUGCAGCCAAUGUGAAGGCCACCUUCAUGGAGAAGCAGGUAGAUACAACACUCAAGGUCUCAUCCCAGUUGUACAUGACUGCAGAAAAGGCCAAGUGCCUAUCCCAGGAAGUAAGGGCACCCAAAGCCCUAGCUGGUCCUCACUGGGAAGCUGAGAAAAACAAGAUCUGCCCCCAGAGACAGAUGAAAAUGGAAGUAGCAUCCAAGACCAGUGUGGACAUGGGAAUGGCCAGGACUUUGUCCUGGGCCAAAGUUGUUAAGGACAAAAGCAAGACCCAAACACAAGCUCAAGAGAAGAAGGAGACAGUUAGAGUCCUGCCCCAGGCAUGUCCACCCACUGAAGUGGUUGUGACCCCAUGCCAGGCCCAGCCAACCACCAUGCUGACCAAGACCCAAUGCCAGGCACAUCUGCCCACCAGUCUGGCCAAGACUCUGUCUAAGACUCUGUCCAAGGCCCUGUCCCAGACUCAGCAGGUGGCUGAGCUGCCAAAGGCCCAGUUCCAGGUCCAGUCUCCUGCUGGGCUGACCAAGACGCAAUCCCAGAAGAUGGUCAAGCUAACCAGCACGCAGUGGCAGGGCCAGACACCCACUGGCUUGGCCAAGGGCCAGUCCCAGGUCCAGCAGGUGGCCAGGCUGACCAACAUGCAGGUUCAGCAACAGGGGCCCGCUGGACUGACCAAGGCCCAACCCCAGACCCAGGUGGUCACUAGACAGAGCAAAGUCCAGGUCCAGGCCCAAAUGCCUACUGUACUGACCAGGACCGAAUCCCAGGCCCAGCAGGUGGUUCAGAGGACCAGGACCCAGUGCCAGGCCCAGAUGACCACUGGGAUGAACAAGUCUCAGUCCCAGACUCAGGUGGUCACUGGACUGACCAAGACUCAGGUCCAGGCCCGGACACCCAAUGCACUGACUAAGGGUCAGUCCCAGGCCCAACGGGUAGCUGAGUUGACCAGGAUCCAAUGCCAGAGAGAGAUGCCUACUGGGCUGGCCAGAACUCUGUCCCAGGACCAGCUGGUCAGUGAGCUGACCAAGGUCCACUUUCAGGCUCAGAUGCCUGCUUCACCAACCAAGACUGAGUUGCAGGCCCAACAGAUCUCCAGGCUGACCAAGACCCUGUCCCAGGCCCGGCUGGCCACAGAAACAACCAAGCCUCUCUCCCCAGCCCACCACGCUGCUGACCUCAGCAAAACCCAGUCCCAGCCCCAGCUGGCUGGGUGCAAGGCCGCCACCCAGACCUGCCAUAGUGUCUGUGCCCUGGGCCCCCUGCCUCAGGCCAAACUGGAUGACAGACUGACCCAGAUCCCAGCCCCCAGCCUCCCACUGGGCAAGUCUGCUCAGGGCCUUCGCCCACCAGGCCCAGACACCCAGGACAUGCUGAUGCCACUGCUGGCCGGAUACCCCUCCUGCAACAUUGAGUCCUGGGGUGACGGUGGGGCAGCCCGGGCCCCACCACCCACACACAGCCAGCCUGCGCUCUGCCUGGAGGAGGCAGCGGCCUCCCAGCUGGCAUCCCUGUACACUGAGCUGACGACCAUGCUGGGCUCCCAGGAGGACCUCCGUUCACUACUGUGCAAGGCUCUGUCUCAGGGUGAAGUGCGGGCUGCCCUGACCCAGGUCCUCUCCAAGGAGGUGUUGGGAACCACUGUGGCCAAGGCCCUGCCUCAGGGCAUGCUGGGUGCGGUGCUAGCCAAGGCUCUGUCCUGGAGUGAGCUGGGUGUGGCUGUGUCACGGGCACUGUCACGGACUGAACUUCGGGCAGAGCUGGCCAGGGCCGUGCAGGGAAGGCUGGCUGACGUGCUCAGCAAGACACUAACAGAGGAUGAACGGGCAGCGCUGAGCCAGGCCCUAUGCCAGGGGGAGCUGGGUGCCGUACUGAGCACGUCUCUAUCACAGACAGUGGCGCUGAGGACCGCAGCCAUGUUUCCCAAGGCAGCUGUGAAAACAGCAGGCAGCAGCUUGAGGGCAGGGCCUGGCACUGUGGAGGUGGACUGCAGGGGGACCCCUUCAGGUGUUUGGAAGCCUACGUUGGCCAGCAAGCCAUCCCCCAGUCUAUGGCCACCGCUUAUUGCCAAUGGUAUUGGCCCUAGCACCAGCCGGCCAUCGGUGACUGGUGGUACAACUCCCAACUCCCACAAGCCACAUAUGGUCAAGUGUAUGAUCAAUGGCACAGCCAAGACCCUCUCUCCUGGUUAUGUGGCAAGUGGCAUGGCCCAGACCAUUCCACCAGGUUCUGUGGCCAGUGGCAUGGCCCAGACCAUUCCACCAGGUUCUGUGGCCAGUGGCAUGACCCAGACCCUUCCCCCAGCUUAUGUGGCAAGUGGUGUGCACCAGACCAUUUUACCAGGUUCUGUGGCCAGUGGCGUGACCCAGACCCUUCCCCCAGCUUAUGCGGCAAGUGGCAUGGCCCAGACCAUUCCACCAGGUUCUGUGGCCAGUGGCAUGGCCCAGACCCUUCCCCCAGCUUAUGUGGCAAGUGGUGUGCACCAGAUCAUUUCACCAGGUUCUGUGGCCAGUGGUGUGGCCCAGACCCUUUCCCCAGCUUAUGUGGCAAGUGGCAUGGCCCAGACCCUUCCCCCAGCUUAUGUGGCAAGUGGCGUGUCCCAGACCAUUCCACCAGGUUCUAUGGCCAGUGGCGUGGCCCAGACCCUUCCCCCAGCUUAUGUGGCAAGUGGCAUGGCCCAGACCAUUCCACCAGGUUCUGUGGCUAGUGGUGUGGCCCAGACCCUUUCCCCAGGUUAUGUGGCAAGUGGCAUGACCCCUGGCUUGAUUGCUGCAUCUGUCAAUGGUAGAAAGAGACAGAGUUUGCCUCUAGGACCUAUGAAUAGCAUGACUGCUCCAAACCUGCCCCGAGGCUCAGUAAUAAGUGGGAUGCCCCUGAAUGUACCUCGUAGUUCUAUGGCAACUGUGGGCACCUCUGGUGUGACUCCAGAAUCUAUAGAUGGGGGGCUGAAUCAGAGCCUGGUUCUAGGACCCACAGCUAGUGUGACCCCAGUCCAUGUUGGAUCUCUACUGAUUGGGAUCACACCCCAUCCUUACCAUGUUUCCCUGGCUGGGGAGGAGUCCUUGACCCCCUUCCAGGCAUCCCAUGCUGCUAACACAGCUCAAGUUCACCCCCAGACCUCAGAAGCAAGCAGCAUAGCCAGGAAGCCACGUCGAGUGCCCACGGUCCUGUCCAGAGCCUCCCAGAUGGACCAGGCUGUUAGGAUGAUGCCAUCUGAGGCCGCAGAGAGCCAGGCCACGUUGAAUUCAGGAGUGCUAGAUGAAGUCUCAUCCCAGAUGUCAGAAUCUAGUGAAGAGUCCAAUGACUUCAACAGCAAGUCUUUGGUCCUUGAGGCAACUCCAUGGAUGGACCAGGAGCCCAUGAGGCCUGACAUGGAUGAUUAUCACCAGCCUCUGUUAGAGGAAGGGAAUGCAAAUGAGCCCCAGAUGCCACUGUGGGGGGAGGUGGCAACCAGCUAUACCAAGUCUGUGGCCAGUGGUGUGGCCCAGACUCUUCCACCAGGUUCUAUAGACAGUACCUUGGCCAGGACUCUACCUCCAGAUUCAGUGGCCAAUGAUGUGGCCCCUAGCCCUCCUCCAGGGUCUGUGACUAGUACCAGGACUCUCCCUCUAGGUUCAAUGGCCAGUGGCAUGGCCCAGACCCUUCCACCAGGUUCUGUGGCCAGUGGUAUAGCCCCUACCCCUUCAGAGGCCCCCCAUUUAGCCAAGCACUUCAUGGCUGGCAGCACCACCCCAACUCUUCAGCCUAGGUCAGCAGCCAGCAGAGGGACCCCAAGCAAAGGGCUCAGUCUGUAUACAAGGUCUGUGGAUAGCAGGGUCAUGAACCAGUCCCUGGGGGUCUCUGGGGUCCCUUCAGACCUUCCUAUGGUUCCCCAAAGCCACUCCCAAGCAACACCUUUCACCACCACCCCCAGAUCACCCCAGAUGGCCCAUGGCAGUUCCUUGGCCCCCAGCAAGCCCCCGGGGUCCAUGGCCCAGAUAGGGUCCCCAAGUCUUUCUCGGGUGCCCAGGGCCUCCACUGUGGCUUCGCAUAUGCUACAACAACCAUCCUCAACAAGUGGGGCAGUGUCCAGUCAGUUCCAGAUGGGCACUGAAUCUGGCACAUCCCCAUCAGCUGUGGUUGGGGACGUGGCCCACAGCAGCUGCCGUGAGUCCCUUGGUCCCAGGAAAUCAUUUAGGUCCAUUCAUGGCAGCAUUGUUUCCGAGAUGCUAGAUGGUUCCCUAGCCAGGUUGGUGCCACCCCACCAGCUGCAGGAAAACCACCCCCUGUCCACACAGCCCGGUCCUAAGCACCCUGUGGACACCCUGCACUCGGGCAUCAUCUGUACCAGUGAUGGGGCCCAUGGCACAACCAUCCCACGGAUCCGCCCGGGCGUCCGCAGAGUGUCACUGGGUUACGAGUCUUCUCCCAGCGGCUCCCUGCGGCCCCUCUUUGACUCAGUGUCCCUGCUACAGUCCCAGGAUUCCCACUCCUCGGUGGCCCCCAAGAGUAGCGACCACCUCUCCCUGACCCCCACUGUACUCCAGGGUCUCCCGGAUACUGACGUGGCGGGUGGCCAGCCAUGGAACGCUCCUGUCCCCAAUGUCGUGGCUGGGCCUAGGGACAGCACUGCGGGCCCCAGGAGUAUGUGGCAGCCAGCCGGGGGCACAGGGCCAUGGGAUGCCACGGUGGCAGACUCCAGGAAGUCGGGGGAGCUGUUGGCAUCAGAGCAGACUGUGGAGGAGCUGAUCAUCCAUGCUGUGGUCAUCAUUCAGGCGCACGUCCGUGGCUACCUGGUGCGCCGUACAGUUAAACUGUGGCACCGUUGUGCCACCGUCAUCCAGGCAGUGUGGCGCGGUUAUGUGGUGAGGAAGCAACUCUCCCAAAUGCACAUGGCCACCCGGAUCAUCCAGGCUCACUGGCGUGGCUACCACACGCGCCAGACCCACUGCCAGCAGAUGCUGCAGCCAGCCACGUGGGCGAUGUUAGGAGACUCAAGCAGGACAUCGUUGGAGCACCGGUGCUUCCAGUCCUGCCAGCCGCGCUCCUGUGCCCUCUGUCAGACACUAAGCCCUGGGCUAGGGGACCCACCCAGUGUGGUCCUGCUCGUGGGCUCCAGCCCCCGCACCUGCCACAUGUGUGGCCAGACCAUGCUGACCCGUGUGGUACAGGGCACGGGCCAGGGCGCCCACCACCAGGAGAGUGCAGCAUCACGGAGGGCCCAUGGUGCCCAGCUGGCCCACUGCAGCCCCCAGCUUCCACACCACCACUACCAGAAAGCAGCCAUCACCAUCCAGUCUGCCUGGCGGGGCUUCCUGACUCGCCGCCAUCUGAGGCAGCAGCAGCUGGCAGCCAGAAGGGUGCAAGCAAGCUGGCGUGGUCACUUCACCAGGACCUGCCUCACAAAUGAUAUGCUCCUGGGGCCGGGGAUGGCAUGGGACAGCCCAGAGCACACACAGUGGCCUCCUGGUGGCAUCUAG
Messenger RNA from Orycteropus afer afer, 7008 nucleotides. NCBI's taxonomy places the organism in Eukaryota, Metazoa, Chordata, Mammalia, Tubulidentata, Orycteropodidae. The record is from RefSeq and is a predicted model, not a curated record.